AUGGCCUUAGUGGUAAAAACGUUGUGUUUCAGCAGUGGUGAUGCCAGCUUUGAAUUACCUGGGAAGCUGUUCGGCUUGGUGAACAUCAUGUUUUGGGACGUGUGUGUUUACUCUCACCUGGCCAUUUCCCUAAAUCGACUCAUUGCUAUCACACUACCGUAUCAAGCAGUCGCUCUACUCACGGUGAAGAAAACGGCUAUCGCCGUCGCCAUGGCAUGGUUUCUCGGUUUUUGUCACAUUAUUGCCUACUUCUGGACGGAUACGUGCUUCAUAUACUAUGAUAAUGUUUCGUGGACCUGGAUAUUCGCCGAUACUGUCUGUGGCUAUGUCAUCUCCACCUACACCGAUUGCUACAGCAGUCUAGCUGUCUGCACUGCUAUUUUUCUUCUGGACUGCACAACUCUUUUUAUGUUGAGGAAGAGCAUUCAAUUUGCCACUUAUUGUCCUGAAGCCCCAUCGAUAACACAGGAUACCGGAGCCCUCUUACUACUAUAA
Messenger RNA from Ostertagia ostertagi, 495 nucleotides. Lineage: Eukaryota; Metazoa; Nematoda; Chromadorea; Rhabditida; Trichostrongylidae. The record is from the annotation of a GenBank genome assembly.